CGCUUUCAAAGCCCUUGACGCGGCUUUAUAUCCUCGAGCCUGGUCAUUAUCCCCAUACCGAAAGUCACACUCGACGAUUCUGUUCAGAUCGACGCAGCACGAUUUCAUACCAUGACGUAUGUGACCUUAUGGUUAACCUGCUAUCUCGCUGUCUGGUUCUUCACAUCUUCGGUAAUUGAGGCCUGGAGGGCCACACUUGAAGAUAAGAGACGUCAUUUAAUGCCUGAAAUGGCAUAUCUUGACUGGAUGGCUGAUUGCACCGACGAGACUGUCAAUGAGAUGUCAAACCAGCCUGUCGGGACUCAUCGUUGUUUUACCGCAAAUAGCGGUCGCUUCAGCUGGUCGUGACGCUACACCACAGGUGACCUGCUGAGAAGCCUCCGCGGGCCAGGUAUCCGAUGAACGAC
This is a messenger RNA of Aspergillus japonicus CBS 114.51, 407 nucleotides long. RefSeq lists its product as uncharacterized. The transcript is spliced from 2 exons. Bases 112 to 348 code for a protein of 78 amino acids. Lineage: Eukaryota; Fungi; Ascomycota; Eurotiomycetes; Eurotiales; Aspergillaceae. The record is from RefSeq and is a predicted model, not a curated record.